Xenia sp. Carnegie-2017 is the source of this 506-nucleotide messenger RNA. RefSeq lists its product as uncharacterized. Lineage: Eukaryota; Metazoa; Cnidaria; Anthozoa; Malacalcyonacea; Xeniidae. The record is from RefSeq and is a predicted model, not a curated record. The transcript has 4 exons. The coding region runs from base 24 to 506 and encodes 160 amino acids.
AAUCUGCGCUACAGGCGUACAAAAUGCUUAAAUCGGCUAGUACAAGCCAAGUGCAACAAAAGUGUGGUGGCGACGGAAUGGGAGAACGGAUAGAAAUUAUGGAAGUCGAUGAAAGAGAGCUUGGUAAGGAUACGGCUGGACAUGCAACUGACGAACUUUCGUGCAAAAUCGUUUCUGGUGUCAGUGAAUCUGAAAGUUGGGAGGAAACCGAUGAAAAAGAUGAGAGCGAAGAGAUUGUGAGAGUUAAUGCAGUAAGUAAGACGAGUAAGGCUGCCUCUAUUUCAAACACCAGCCGUCUUAGCUAUCAAAGCUCGCUUGGAAGUUUUCUUCCUUCAAUUUUAUCAAGUGAGCAAGGCGACCUGCAAUUUGAUGAGGACGAACUUGCGGAAAAAAUUGCUACUAAGGUGGCACAAAAGUUGAGUGGUAACCCUAAAUCAGCCAAUCAACAAGUUCAACAACUACAUACAAUUCCACAUCGAGUACCGCACUUCGAUCUUCCAAUUUGA